AUGGCGUUCAGUCUAGUCCAGUUCAUUGUCCUCGUCAACAGUCUUGUGUUUGUUGCUGGAAUCGACGUCAGAGUCUUGAGCGAUGCUGAUUUUCGGUUCGGUACAGAUGACACUAUCAGCGCAAAGGAUCUGGCAAAGCGACUUGAUGAUGACAGAGCAAUGCGUUUCAUCGGCGAUUUGACAAUUGGCGAGCGGCAGCAUUCUGAAACCGUAUUCAGCCGAACUAUUCAGGUCUCCAAUCCAACUCCGGAGGUUUAUCGAACUGCCAUCAGUGUUAGCGUCGACAAUGGGAUUAUCCACUACUUGAGUGUCAUUAACGACCCUGGGAGCUACGCGGUUGCCUGCGACGAGCCGUACAGUCUGGGUGGAUCCAGGAGCGGUUUCAAUCUGAGAGUUACACCCAGGAGUGAAAAUACCCUCACUCUCAUCAUCGCAGCACAUUAAUUAAUAAAAGUUGGGUAAUAAGGGAUCAGGGUAUUUUUAUCGAAUUAAAAAGGAGUUUGAGAUAUUUGAACAUUAUAAACUUUACACCGAACCGUCGGUCGGUGGGACCGCUGGUAAGACUUUCACAGUGUAUAACUAUUGAUAAAUGUAAGAAAAAAAUUUCAAAC
Diachasma alloeum is the source of this 611-nucleotide messenger RNA. RefSeq lists its product as uncharacterized. Bases 1 to 444 code for a protein of 147 amino acids. NCBI's taxonomy places the organism in Eukaryota, Metazoa, Arthropoda, Insecta, Hymenoptera, Braconidae. The record is from RefSeq and is a predicted model, not a curated record. The transcript is spliced from 3 exons.